ACUACAGUACGUCGUUAGAGCUAAACUUGCCAAGUGUUUCGUGUGUCCUUCGAGGACACCGGAGCUGAUAUGCGGCGUACGGCAAUCUUGUUUUGUGCUGCUUGCACUUACACGUGUGCAAAUUGAUAGUUUACGUCUAGUUGCUUGGGACGCGUACAGUACUUAUUGUUAUUGUCGCUCAAGGUAUUGUACUAGUAGCGCCAGUAGUACUGAAAUUCCGGCUCAAGCAGCUGUUCGUUAACUCAACUGCAAUAUGGACCGUCUUACACAUGCGACUGGAAGCAUUUGCUUUAUUCUAUUGCAUAUGGCAAAUGCUGACGACGACUUUCGUGAAAAAAUGAGAAAGAAGUAUGCUAAGCCUGCACUCCCUUUUUGGGCUAUCAUCACCGUAAUCCUCAUUUUGGCCACAUUUGUGACAAGCUGUAUCAUGUUUUGGUGUGUCUUCUACCCAAGAAGACGACAGGCACUGGCAAUGAUGCAAUCUGGCCCCUAUGAGCCACCAACGUUGGGUCCAGCUCCGAUUCCAGGUCCAGUGAUGUCAGGUGCACCUACUCGCAGCCACCCAGAAGCGUAUCCUCUCAUACCCGGUGGAUCCGCAUCUCUGAAUAUGCUGAAUACACAACAGAAAGGUUGUCAAGAAGAGAGAAGUCCUCUCUACCCCAAGGAUGGAUUCUACUCUGAUUAUAGCAGCUCGUCCCUGCCCCAGCUACCCACAGCAACAAUGCCAUCUGCGCCACCUCAACCACCGCCCCCUUAUGGCAACUGAAAGAACUAGCAUCACCUCGACCUUCGUGGAUGCAAUGGGCUGGCCACGGUGGCACACUCUGCUGUUGAGUUGGAAGUUGCAAGAUUUUACCCCAAUGGGAACACAAUGCAAAAGCGCUACUGUGGUCAUAGCAUGUCCCUGCCACAAUCGCCCACAGCACCAAUGCCAUCUGCGCAUUCGCUUAUAACAAGAAAAAAUGUAUGUAGAUCCAAUGCUCAUGUUGGAAUCUAUGUGAAGCGAAGCUUUAGUGAUGCAGUUAAUGAAGUGUUAUUACAAGUAAAUUUGAUGCGUACAAUAGUAUUUAUUUUCAUUGUGUGAAAUGUGUAAUCUCAUGCAAUGUUUGCGCGCCGUAGAAAGUCGCAAGCUAUGCUGGAAUGCAAACACCAAAUGAGGCAAACGCAUUGCGAGACAACGAUUCAGCAAUGUCAUUAGGGCAAAGGCAAUGUAUGUUGCUUGUGGAUGACAUACAUUUAAGGAUUCAAUACCCCUUGUGCCACAGUGGCACAUUGUGGAGGGUUUGUGAAGAAUUGGCACAUUCACUGUAGCACAUAACCAUUGCCGCAUACCCAGUGGCCCAGGAAUAGUGUAGUGCAAAUAUAAGAAAUUUAAGAAAAUCAAUGAAGCUGUUGCGUAUUGUGCAUUAUUCCAUUAAAGGGUCUAUGUGCUUUUAAGAUACCUAUGAGCCGACAUUACAUGUGCAGGUUUUAUGUUGCGAUUUAUUGUUUCGCUAGGUAGAAGAAGGACGCACUCACUGCCACUACUUCGUCGGUCAGUGGGCAGUGCUAUAUAAUGCUGGUUUACUAGAGCCUAGCUCUCAUGCCUAUUAUGUGAGAAACUGAUCAGCGACAACCCACGCCAAACAACGGUGUUGUAGGCAAAGAAAGUUUAAAAUUGCACAUCCACUUACGACACGUUCUUCAAACCAAGAGACAUUUUUUAAGCCACAUUGCUCAAACCCACGCUAAAUGUAGCUUAAA
Messenger RNA from Dermacentor silvarum, 1743 nucleotides. Its product is annotated as atrophin-1-like. The record is from RefSeq and is a predicted model, not a curated record. NCBI's taxonomy places the organism in Eukaryota, Metazoa, Arthropoda, Arachnida, Ixodida, Ixodidae. The transcript has 4 exons. The coding region runs from base 254 to 766 and encodes 170 amino acids.